AUGGUUGCUGAUGGAAUUGAUGCAUCGUUGGGUCAAUAUGACGAUGAUUCUGGUGACUGGAGGCCUGCUGUAAGUCGAAGUACUCAUAGAAGAUUCCUGAGAAGGAAAGCUAGACGUGAAAUGAAUGCUGAGUUGUCCGAGAAAGGUGAUCAACAAGAUGCAACUGAAAAUGCGAGUGAAAACCUAGACGAUGAAGACCAAUGCCCAGAUCUCAUACCAGAUGAAAGUUACGAAGAAACAACAAAUCAUGGCUUAGGAAACGGUAACGUCAUUGGUGGCAAGAGUACUGAAGCAGAUAUCUCGGAAAUUUUGAAUAACAUGAGGCUUGAAGAAGAAUCUCUAAAGUCUGUUCCUGAAGGUGAAGAAUCUAAUGUUGAAGUCGGUGAUGAUGGAACUGAGUUCCCGGAGACUACUAGCCAGACUAGUGAGAGUGUUGAUGCACUACACAUGGACGAAAAUAGUAGCGAACAGAGCUGGACACUAAGAUCUUUGUCCGAGUCCAGUGUGGCUUGUGUAACCACUGACUUUGCCAUGCAAAAUGUGCUUCUGCAGAUGGGUUUACGCCUUGUGGCUCCUGGAGGAAUGCAGAUACGUGAGCUGCACAGGUGGGUGCUGAAAUGCCAUGCCUGCUAUAAGGUGACCACAGAAAUUGGUAGAAUUUUCUGUCCCAAGUGUGGAAAUGGGGGCACUCUACGCAAAGUAGCUGUUACAGUUGGCGAAAAUGGUAUUGUUCUGGCAGCACGUCGACCUCGUGUAUCCUUGCGUGGUACAAAGUUCUCAUUGCCUUUACCCCAAGGGGGCCGAGAUGCCAUUACGAAGAACCCCGUUCUACGUGAGGAUCAGCUUCCACAGAAGUUCCUGUAUCCCAAGACCAAGAAAAAGAACAAGCAGGGAGACGACAUUUUUGCUCCAGAUGAUCUUUUCCUUACCCAUACCAGCAAGAAAGCUCCGCGGCAGCCUCCUGUACGGAAAACAUUAGCUGUUUUCGGUCAGAAGAGGAAUCCUAAUGAUAAUCAUUACUCUCGUGCUAAACAUUGA
Messenger RNA from Fraxinus pennsylvanica, 1038 nucleotides. The record is from the annotation of a GenBank genome assembly. Lineage: Eukaryota; Viridiplantae; Streptophyta; Magnoliopsida; Lamiales; Oleaceae.